CAACAACACUUAAUCCUAGGAAGUUUUUUUGUUCCAAAACAAAUCAAUGAAAAGCAAUUUACCUGUAAUACUGUCACCAUUUGUACCUCAAAUGGAUGAAACUCCGCAGGAGUGGCUAGAUUGUUUACUUCACAAACAUUUACCGGGAUUAGCGACGCAAACUAAUCUUAGAAAUCUACUGGGUGAUGUUUUAUCGCAAGUGGAAUUCUCGUCGGGUUUCACUGAAGAAAAAAUGGAAAAGCUUUUCACAAUAAAAACCUACUCUCCAAUGAACCGCAAAAGGAUACUUAACGAAAAUGCAGAGCCAACGGAAGUACAAGAAGAACAUAAACAUUUAAACACAAUUUACGAUGCCGUAAAGAUUUUAAAAAAUGUGUCUUUAAAUGACUUUCAGAAACUUUUAGUUAAUCUAGCAAUUUUAGAAAACGCUGAACGUGGACUCUGUAAAGUUUUCCUUAACAUAAAGACAUUGUUACAAAACAACAAAACAAACCCGUUAGCUUUAUCAGAGUUGAUGCUUUUACGUGAACUCGUUCGUGAGUCCACGACAUCCUCUCCAUCUUCAACGGCAUUCCGAAAUUCAUUGGAUCGGCUUUAUCAAGCAAUGACAGAAAACUCUGAUGUUCCAUCCAGCGGUAUAUGUGGAAAAGGUAACACGGUCCCAAAUACGGUUGAAAAAUUGGUACAGGCGCGUGGAUAUGAGGAACUUCGCCCUGAAACCGCACAGCAAUUAGGUUUGUCUCCCGACUAUUUAAAGCAAUAUAUAACAACCUCAAGUAAUACGUUUGUCGAUUGGAGUUUGUUUAAUAAAUACGCUGAGAAUAACGCAGCGGUUUUCACUCCCCAAUUGCCAAAAGUGAAAACUGUUACUAGUACCAAAGUGCCCCUAAUUUCUUCGGAUGGGAAAUUGAUUUCCGCUGAAAAGGUAAUGCAAAAAGCAAAAGAAUCAUACGAAGAUGAAAUACCCACAUCUUUUGAUUCCGCGUUUAACGCUAAAUCAUUUUUACAGUCUGUCUUUCAACAAAGUACACAAAACUGACAGAGCAAAAAAAAAGCAAAAAAUAUAUUUUAAUAAUCGGUUAGAAUGACUGCUUUGUGUAUUAAGAAGCAAAAAAUACAAUAUAAUAAUAAUAAUAAUAAUAAUAUUAUUAUUAUUAUUAUUAUUAAUUUUUGCUAUAAAACACAACAUUUCAUCGUAAAAGGAAAACUUUGGACGCUUAAUCAGUCUAUAUGAAUACCUCAAAAAAGUAUCGGUUUCUUUUUUUUUAAUUUACUUUAUGUUCAGUAAAACUGAAUACAACGCGUUACUAAAAACAUAUUGGAAACCAUCAAUAUUAAAUGUUUUUUUUUCCUUAUCUAGACCAUCCAACCUUACACAAAUUUGUAGGGUGUGAAAACAAUCAUUUAAAUCUACUACAGCUUGAAAUAAAAUUAAAAUCCGUGUGGAUUUAAAAAAAAAAUUGAAGGAAAAUUUAAUAAAAGUAUUUUGUUUUCAAUGAAUAUAACAUAUGAAACGUGUGUGAUGCGUAAAUAAGGAAUGGUAAAACCUUCAUUGCAAAGAAAAGAAAUUUGUGUCUUCAAGUCCA
This is a messenger RNA of Hylaeus volcanicus, 1586 nucleotides long. RefSeq lists its product as uncharacterized. NCBI's taxonomy places the organism in Eukaryota, Metazoa, Arthropoda, Insecta, Hymenoptera, Colletidae. The record is from RefSeq and is a predicted model, not a curated record. The coding region runs from base 47 to 1039 and encodes 330 amino acids. The transcript has 4 exons.